AUGGCGUCUGUGGGGUUCGGCAGCAGCGUGGCGGCCGUGGCGCCGGCGUUGUCGACGGCGGGGAGGACGAGCCUUCGCCCGCAGCGGACGCGGCUGGCGGUGCCGGCGGCGACGAGGGGCACGCCGGCUCCGGCCAAGAAGGAGAAGAGCAUCCUGGACUUCAUCGUCAGCGCCAUCGUCAAGGACGAGCAGGAGUUCAUCGAGACCAACCCGCUGCUCAACAAGGUGGACGGCCCGGCGCCCUCCGCCGGCGGCACCGCCUCCAGGAAGGCCGGCGGCACCACCGCCGGCAAGAAGCCCGCGGCCGACAGCGAGGGCGGCGGCGGGUUCAACCUCGGCGGCCUCUUCGCCAAGAAAGGCUAG
Molecule: messenger RNA, 363 nt
Organism: Triticum turgidum subsp. durum (durum wheat)
Lineage: Eukaryota; Viridiplantae; Streptophyta; Magnoliopsida; Poales; Poaceae
Source: the annotation of a GenBank genome assembly